This is a messenger RNA of Fundulus heteroclitus (mummichog), 545 nucleotides long. Its product is annotated as ubiquitin carboxyl-terminal hydrolase 13-like. NCBI's taxonomy places the organism in Eukaryota, Metazoa, Chordata, Actinopteri, Cyprinodontiformes, Fundulidae. Bases 180 to 431 code for a protein of 83 amino acids. Gene Ontology annotation, molecular function: cysteine-type deubiquitinase activity. The transcript is spliced from 3 exons. The record is from RefSeq and is a predicted model, not a curated record. Gene Ontology annotation, biological process: protein deubiquitination.
GCAUCCUUUUGCAAUUUUGCAGAACAACAACCUGGAACGAGCCCUCGACUGGAUCUUCACCCAUCCAGCGGAGGAGGAGAGCGACGCCCUCUCAGACAUGGCGGACUCGCAGUCCAACGACAACAACCUUUUCCAACCUCAACUCGCACAGCGACUCCACGCUGUCUCCAGACAGAGACAUGUCAGGCCCCAGAGUCAAAGAUGGACCAGGACGAUAUGAGCUGUUUGCCUUCAUCAGCCACAUGGGAGCCUCCACAAUGUCUGGACAUUAUGUCUGUCACAUCAAAAAAGAGGGAAGGUGGGUGAUCUACAACGACCACAAGGUGUGUUUGUCAGAGAGGCCUCCAAAAGACUUGGGCUACAUCUACUUUUAUACCGUCGCCUCUCGAGCAGUUAAAACCACUGCCUCCCUCCUUCCUGCGAAUCUUUAAAUAACUUCAGUCUUGUACCCAGAAAAACUGGCAGACACCUGAAACAUCAGCCGCAGCGGAAACGAUGGAAGAAACCUCACAGACCAGCUUCUUGCCUUAUCGUCAUCUCACACA